CAUUUCUUGUGUAUAAAUCUAAUCUGUAGGGCAAAUUUUAUUCACCUUCUCUUUCUUCAAAAUGACAUUAAUAGGUCCAGGAGAGUAUGUUUCCAUGACAAAUGUACCUAACCUCCUGGGUAAUCAGACAAACGACACCAUGUUUACUGCAGCUUCAUCAAGACGACUAACUGUAGUCAACAGAAUUCUGAAUACACCAAAGCCCUAUAUGAAACGUACCUCUGCGGGACUAGAAACAUACCGUCUAGCUUCAACUAAAACUCAGGUGACCAUUGGUGAUGUAUCAAAAGAUGUCUCAGAGCCAAAGAAUCCGGAAUAUGUACCUAUAAAGUAUUUAAAGGCAAAGGAGAGUCAACAUACUUUGAGACAUUUACGAUGGAUGCUGCAGAAGGAUCUCCUUGGUCAAGAUAUGUUCUUAAUGGGGCGUCCUGGACCUGCACGCAGAAGAUUAGCCAUGCAAUUUCUCCAGGUUACUGGACGGGAAUUAGAAUUUGUCGCUCUUUCCAGAGAUACCACAGAAGCUGAUCUAAAGCAGCGCCGAGAGAUUCAAAAUGGUAGCUCUAAAUACUUUGAUCAGAGUGCUGUUAGGGCUGCAGUUGAAGGGCGAGUAUUAAUUCUUGAAGGUGUAGAGAAGGCAGAGAGGAAUGUUCUGCCUGUUCUGAACAAUUUACUUGAGAACCGUGAAAUGCACCUAGAAGAUGGCCGAUUCCUAAUACCUGCCAGCCGUUAUGAUAAACUACUUUAA
Molecule: messenger RNA, 745 nt
Organism: Frankliniella occidentalis (western flower thrips)
Lineage: Eukaryota; Metazoa; Arthropoda; Insecta; Thysanoptera; Thripidae
Product: von Willebrand factor A domain-containing protein 8-like
Exons: 5
Coding region: 62-745 (227 amino acids)
Cellular component (GO): cytoplasm
Molecular function (GO): ATP hydrolysis activity; ATP binding
Source: RefSeq, a predicted model, not a curated record